AUGCAUCUGUCACCCUUCUUUCAGCUCAUUGUUGCCGCCUUGAUCACUCCUGGCAUGGCACUUCCAACUGAGGUUAAAGAAACUGGCCAAGCAGCAAUCAGCCAUGCGCCCCCGACUCCGAUGGCAGACUCCAUUUCGGCAAAGGAGUUUGACGGGACUAUGACGACCGUAUCAACAUCAACAAGGUGUAUCCACGUAACGACUACCUACCAUGAGGAAAUUUGGACCGGCAAUCUGGCAACCUUCUCAUUUCAAAGGGAUCCGCGUCAAAACCUGGAUACAUCAACAGACCUAUAUCAUUAUGAGUGCGGUAUAGACAUACUGUCCUUACCCAAGCAGUCAUCAGACAAGGCCAAGGAUUCAGAUGACACUCUCGGCACCAACUCGACCAUAUUAUCAAGUCGCCAGAACAUUUGCCAUAAAUAG
Molecule: messenger RNA, 426 nt
Organism: Colletotrichum paranaense
Lineage: Eukaryota; Fungi; Ascomycota; Sordariomycetes; Glomerellales; Glomerellaceae
Exons: 2
Coding region: 1-426 (141 amino acids)
Source: RefSeq, a predicted model, not a curated record